Melitaea cinxia (Glanville fritillary) is the source of this 1353-nucleotide messenger RNA. RefSeq names its product secernin-3. The transcript has 6 exons. Lineage: Eukaryota; Metazoa; Arthropoda; Insecta; Lepidoptera; Nymphalidae. Bases 131 to 1345 code for a protein of 404 amino acids. Gene Ontology annotation, molecular function: cysteine-type exopeptidase activity; dipeptidase activity. The record is from RefSeq and is a predicted model, not a curated record. Gene Ontology annotation, biological process: proteolysis.
CUUUAAAUUGACAAUUGGACAUUGGUUUGUAUCUGCAAUUGUACUUAUCCACUUACGGAUUAUAAUAGUAAUCCACCGAAAUAAAUAAAUAACCGGUUGAACAUUCAGCAUUGGCAUUACUAUUUUAACAAUGGAAUUUGCAACACAAACACCGCGGUCCUGUGACACGUUUGUUGUUCUGCCACCGUUCACGAAUAAGAAUGUAGUUAUAUUUGGGAAGAAUUCUGACCGACCACAGGACGAAGUCCAAGAAGUAGUGCUGUCAACGGACCGAACACGAAAUUCUAAAUUGAAGUGCACAUAUAUAACCAUAGACGAGAGUCCAAAUCCUCUAAAUAGAGUUAUAUUAAGUAAGCCAGCAUGGAUGUGGGGUGCUGAAAUGGGUGCUAAUGAUAAAAACGUAGUUAUUGGGAAUGAGGCUGUUUGGACUAACAACAAUGAGGGAGACGGGGAUGCUAGGCAAAAGCGUCUACUUGGGAUGGAUUUAGUUCGAUUAGGUCUCGAAAGGGGUAAUUCUGCAGAGGAGGCAUUAGACGUUAUCACGUCGCUCCUAGAAAAAUAUGGCCAAGGUGGACCAUGCUCUGAAUAUGACGAUAGUCAUUUCUAUCACAAUUCAUUUCUAAUAGCUGAUUGUAAAGAAGCAUGGGUGCUAGAGACAAGUGGAAAGUUGUGGGCUGCAGAAAAGAUUACAUCUGGCUAUAGAAAUAUAUCAAAUGGUCUAACUAUAAAGACCAAAAUAGACAAACAUUCAGAAGGUUUAUUUGAAAAAGCUAAAGGGAUGGGAGUUUGGGAUGGAAAGGGGCAGUUCGAUUUCUCGAAUGCUUUUUCAUCGGGUGGCGAUGAGCAACGUCAAAUGGAAGGCGAAAGAUUGCUGAGAGAAUAUUCAGCUUCAAAAAGUUUUGACGUUAAAGAUAUGUUCAAAAUUCUGAGACAUAAAGAAAGUGGUAUAUGUAGAGCAUGUGAUGAUACAUUUCCGACUCAGGGUAGUCAGGUAUCUACCCUGUCAGCUGACAUGAGUGUCCACUGGUUUACAGCUACACCUGACCCAAGCAUCUCCUAUUUCAAACCUUUUGUAUUUACACCAAACGUCCAAGUCUCCUCUCAUACGGAGAGCCCAAAAGAUCUUGAACGGGAACAUUAUUUAUACAAACUACAUACUGAACAUGUAGCAAGGGCACAUAACGAAAAAAUAUCUGAACUUCUUCGAGACGUUGAAAAUGGUUGCAUUGCAGAAAUAGAAGAUUUCAUUCAGAAAUACAAGUCAAAAGAGAAAAAUAUCAACGACCUCGACGAUUUGAUGAAAAAAUGCGUCGAAAAUGAGAUACAAAUAAUAACAUCAAGUUAAGUAGAAUG